UGUAGGUGACACAUUAUGUUUUGCAAUAAGGGAUUUGCAAUGAUUCAACUAUAUGUGGCUGCCUUACUUCCUAUAAUAUUAGGGGUCACAUCAAACGAGGACAUUGUCUUUCUGGAAAGAAUCAAAUUCAGUCAUGUUGGAGAAAAUAUUAGUCUAACGUGCAAUUUUACAUCCCUUGAUGCAACAGCUACUGCAUGGUUCAAACAGAUUCCGGGAGAAAAACCUCUUCGUAUCGUUUCUGCCUUUCGUGCUGCAUCAGUUGAAUUUGAUAACGGUUUUGAUAAGAGAGGUCGCUUUAUUGCUUUAAGAGAAGCAAACAAAUUUACUCUGAAUAUUACAAAUGCAGAAACUUCUGAUUCUGCUAUUUAUUACUGUUCAGUUGCAGCUUAUGCCAGCAUUGGAUUGGGAGCCUGCACAGUUUUAGUCCUUGAAGAUCACCCUGGUGUUUUCCAGCCUCCCGUAUCAAAUCCUAUUAAACUGGGAGGAAAUACAUCUCUAGAGUGCUCAAUACUCACAAACAGAUGUUCCGAAGAUCACAGUGUGUACUGGUUCAGACACGGAUCAGGAGAAUCUGAUCCAGGAAUCAUCUUCACUCAUGGAAACAGGAGUGAUCAGUGUAAGAAAAGCUCUGAGACUGUUUCUCCUACACAGAGCUGUAUCUACAAACUCCCCAAGAACAACCUCAGCCUCUCUGAUGCUGGAACUUACUACUGUGCUGUAGCUGCAUGUGGAGAGAUACUGUACGGGAAUGGAACAAAACUGGACUUUACUGGAGAGAACUGCGUUUUGGACCCGAAGACCAUUAUUUUAGCAGCAUCAAAUAUCAUAUCCUUGGUGGUGAUUUUAUUUAUGUGCAGAAGACGAUGCGAAAAUCGUCACAAAGAUGCUGAAGGCCACACAGUAUAUACAAACCAGGCUGAAAACACUGAUGACGUGAACUACGCAGCUCUCAGCAUCGCUCAACCCUCCUUCUCAACAAGAAGCAGAGUAAAGAACAGCAGUGAUCAGCCUGUGUACUCAAAGGUCUUUUACCACCAGUAGAAGAAGAAAGUUUUGUCACUUUUUUCAUGAAACCUACUAUGUAAGCAGUAAUAAUUAUAGUUUUUUUUAUGCAUAAUUACUGUAUAAUUACUGUCAAAAGUGUCUCUGUCAGUUUUUACUCACAGAAAUGUUUUUGGAAAUAUGGGCAGAGUAACAUAAAAAUAAA
Messenger RNA from Astyanax mexicanus (Mexican tetra), 1207 nucleotides. RefSeq lists its product as uncharacterized. Bases 16 to 1041 code for a protein of 341 amino acids. The transcript has 6 exons. Lineage: Eukaryota; Metazoa; Chordata; Actinopteri; Characiformes; Acestrorhamphidae. Gene Ontology annotation, biological process: response to bacterium. The record is from RefSeq and is a predicted model, not a curated record.